Capsella rubella is the source of this 904-nucleotide messenger RNA. RefSeq lists its product as uncharacterized. Bases 147 to 851 code for a protein of 234 amino acids. Gene Ontology annotation, biological process: RNA processing. The transcript is spliced from 2 exons. NCBI's taxonomy places the organism in Eukaryota, Viridiplantae, Streptophyta, Magnoliopsida, Brassicales, Brassicaceae. The record is from RefSeq and is a predicted model, not a curated record.
CAACAUAUAUAAUAUAUACUUAAACCUGAUUGGUUCUCUGAUAGUCGUCAUCUUCAACCUCUUUAUGACAUCCCAAAUUCAGGCUAUAAAAAAAAAACACUGCUCUUUCUCCGCCGCCGCGCCGUCAUAUUUAUUCCCGUCGGCAUAUGCAACCGGUAAAAAAGAUGGGAAAACGAGGAGCUAAGAAGCUUACAAACACUCAAGGAGGACCUAAUCUUAGAUAUGUAUUAAGACAUGAGCACUUGAAGAAUCUCGCUCUCUGGUCUUUCGCCGGAGAUACUCCGAUACCGUCUCUUGCUUCCUUGUUCGGUCGACGUCUCGCUGCCAACAUUGAAACCACCGGAAUCGCUCCUAAUCCUGAUCUCGUCUCUUGUCAAAGGUGUGAGACCAAUCUUAAGCCUGGCUUCAGUUGCAAUGUCAGAGUCGAGAAGGUUUCCGUUAAGCAGAAGAAACACACCAAGUCUAACCUCUGUUUGACUCAGAACAAUGUAGUUUACCAUUGCAAUUUCUGUUAUCACCGGAACCUUAAGAGAGGUACUGCAAAAGGUCAUACACGUCCCAAGAUCAAUAAAGAGAUGACGACGAUGCCUCAGGAAAUCCAAAGUAACAUGCUUUCUUCACCUGUGAGAAGUGAGAAAGAUCAGGUGGAGGAGAAUGGUGUUGUCAAUACACCGAAGCCAAUGAUGCUUACUUUGGAUAGGGAUAAGAGAAUACGAAAAUCCAAGAGUAAGAAACCGGUUGAGCCUGAAAGUGUUGCGGAGAAAACAGUUGGUGAAUCAAGUAAGAGGAAGAGAAUACGAUUGACAAACAAGAGUUCUAGAACAAACUUAAAGAUACCUUUUCUCUUUUGAUUUGUUAUAUUUGGAACAUUAGAGUAAAUAUUAUCCCUUGACGAGUUUUGGUC